Thyridium curvatum is the source of this 1557-nucleotide messenger RNA. RefSeq lists its product as uncharacterized. The record is from RefSeq and is a predicted model, not a curated record. The transcript has 3 exons. NCBI's taxonomy places the organism in Eukaryota, Fungi, Ascomycota, Sordariomycetes, Thyridiales, Thyridiaceae. Bases 1 to 1557 code for a protein of 518 amino acids.
AUGGCGCCUUGCUCGGGCUUCUAUUGUCUGAACAACGCACAGCAGACCGGUGCCAUAUUCUGCAUUGUCACGACUAUUGUCAUUCUAGCAUUGGUGUACUGGUAUGUGGUCCUGAGAAAACGCCCACAGCAUGCACAGGAUGAUCCGGAAUGGGAGAUGGUGAUGAUUCGUCGCCGCCGAAAUCCUACACCCCAGCCUACUACUCCUCUGCCUCGACACUUAAAGAGCCGAUUCUGGGGCAAGUUCAUGGAGCGCAUGCGUGGAAAGAAAGAUAAUUCCAAACCCGACCCUUCAACGCGCUCUGAACAUCGAGUAGCAGCGACGCAAACUGAGCCUCCUGGCCUCUUCCAACACCCGUUUCAGGUUCAGCGUCCUCCACCAGUUGCCCAGCCCCCUUUUGUUACCCAUCCUCCUCCUCCUCCUCCUCCUCCUCCUGGAGUCGGCACCCUUGGACUACAGCAGCCUCAAGGCCAGAUGAACACCGGCCACCCAGGUCCAGUUCUCUUCUCAUCUACAGCGCCUUUUGGCAAUGGCACUCAUGUCAUGCACGGCCAUCCAAUUCUCCUGCAGCCUCUACCAGUAUGCCCUUCGGUUCCCCCAGUCAUCCCGCAGAGUCAGCCUGCACCUCAUCAGACGCCAGUGGAUACCCCGAAGCGUUCGUUCUGGUCCAGGUUCACUCGGGACCAUCGUCCGAUCUCGCAUCCACCUCCUGGACGAGCUUCGACACUGCUUAGCACCCCAUCAACCCGAGCCUCACGGGAAAACUCCCGCUCCAGGUCUCGAUCUCUGUCAAGAGGAAGGACCUUGGAGAGAAGUUCUAGUGUGUAUGAGACCAAACGCAAGUCUCGCAACCCUGCCAGACAACAAUGCACGCCGAGGAGAGCCAAUAGACAAGAACAUAGCCGAGAUAACAUCUCCGCCGACAAGAUCGUCCCUCCCAGGAGGCAAGACGCACAGAUGGGUACUCCUGUCUUGCCAAAGGCAUCUGAUGGCCAAAGGCCUCAGGCUACAUCACAGCCCCGACCUGCUGGUGGUCGUCGCCUUCCAUCGACAGAAUCACUUCGACCCUCCACCCCAUCCUACCCGGCUUCAAGCGUGAGCGAGGACCAGCCACGAGAGGAAGGCGCAACGAUCGGCCAGCGUCUCGCACAACUCGUGCCCCAAGCGCUACAAGCCCAGGGUAAGGCUGCUGAAGAACAGCAAGAGGUUCGCAACCCUCGACACGGCUUGCCACGCUCGCAGGAGAGAGUGUAUGGCCGUCAGGGUGACGAGAGGCGCAAGGUCGCCCAAGAUGAUGACGAAACCAGGAUGGUCUACGAGAAUCGCCACGGCCCAUAUCGACACGACGGGGUGAUCCCGGAUGGCCAAGCGGUACGACCGCACCCUACACCAGCUCGGGACCACAACCAGGCAGACAACCAAUCGGUGCACUCGGACGCAGAGACUUACCGUUCCUUGUCCUCUGGCAUGGUCGCAGAAGCCGGAUCAGACUAUUCUGACGCGCGACCGACUCGACGGACCAAUGGCCGAAAGAAGCAGGAGAAGCGGGAGGAGUAA